This is a messenger RNA of Oldenlandia corymbosa var. corymbosa, 198 nucleotides long. The record is from the annotation of a GenBank genome assembly. Lineage: Eukaryota; Viridiplantae; Streptophyta; Magnoliopsida; Gentianales; Rubiaceae.
AUGAAAAUGUUUGUCAGUGAGAAGGUUCUCUCAAGAGACAAUCUAAAAUAUAAUGCUGCUGCAGGAAGUUAUGAAGUCGUGACAUGUCCUGGAUCCAUACAAGGAAAAGGUGAGGGUUUUUAUGUGGUUAAUCAAUAUGGAUCUUCGGUGAUGUCAUUUGCCAAAGAUGAUGAGGCCACUGGUCCAUAUGAAGGGUGA